This is a messenger RNA of Mesocestoides corti, 3873 nucleotides long. Lineage: Eukaryota; Metazoa; Platyhelminthes; Cestoda; Cyclophyllidea; Mesocestoididae. The record is from the annotation of a GenBank genome assembly.
AUGGCUGCACCCAAUCCAGAUGAUAAAGCAUUCCGGAAGCUUGAAUAUUUUUCUCUUGUUUCCAAGGUGUGCACUGAAUUAAACAAUCACUUGGGCCUCGAGGACAAAGUUUUGGCUGAAUUUGUAAUUCAUCUAGCAAAGAAGAACAAUUCUUUUGAUAGCUUUAAAAAUGCACUCCUUAAACAUGAUGCUGAGUUUUCAGAUGCGCUGAUUGCUAGUAUCCUCCGUCUGGUACAAAAAAUGCUGCCGAAAACAUCAGCUAGAGUCGCAAAAGAAGGAACGCGUAAAUGUGAUGAAAAAGAGGAAACAUUUGAAGAAGGUGCAGAGAAAGCUGAUUCGAUUACAAAGAAAAAAUUACUUCCAGCACUGUGUAUGCCAAAUGAGUCUUCCGAACAAAUGAGUCGACGUCUGCUUGAAGAUAAUUCAAGACCACAGCUCUCAGAACAGUUUGCUGGUCAUGAAAAGGUUACUGAGACCCAAAAUGACGAAGCAGAUGCUGAUGCCGCUAAUAUGAUGAGAGAUCUUGAAGCUCUCUUAGGUGAUGCUCGCAAUGAAGCUGAAAAACAUCAAAAAUCAAAGUCCCAUCCUUCACCAAAACGACGGAGCAAAUCUAAAUCCCCGCAUAGGCCUGACCACAGCGGCCACUACCGACGUAACCGAGAUCGCCAUUCACGUCGUGAAUCAAGUACCAAAACUUUAAGUCAAAUUUCUCAUAGGUCACCUCAUCGUGGCGGAUCACCGCGUCACCGUAGUAGCCAUCGUGAUCGACCACGUGAUCAUAGAUACAGCUCUCGAGAUCGCGACAGUAGACGUCAUGAGCGUUCACCGUCGCCCUCUUCGUCCCGUCGUGCCCGUCCCCAACUCCAAUCCGAGCUCCCAAUGGAACCAGUUGUGGGAAAGAUCUUCUCUGGCCGUGUAACUAGCAUCCUAGCAUUCGGCGCCAUUGUUCAACUAGAAGGACUCCAGAAACGGUGGGAAGGCCUGGUCCACGUUUCCCAUCUACGCCGAGAAGGGCGAGUCACCAGCGUUAGCGAUGUUGUUCAGCGUCACCAAAAGGUCUUUGUCAAAGUGCUUUCGUUCACUGGAACACGAACGAGUCUAAGCAUGCGCGAGGUUGACCAAAAAACAGGCGAGGACCUAAACCCCGCCCCGGCUGUUACGGCGCCUACAGAAAAGCACUCACGUGAUGAGGCCAGCCGACUGGAAGGCAGUAGCGGGAUGAACGACGAUGCGGAUGACUUCGGUGGACGUAAUCCUGAUCGACCGUUUGAACAGCUUUCUUCUUCAUCUAUGAUUGGUCUGCGGAGAGACGCCCUCGAUGAAGAUUUUGGCCCGAAAAGAAAAAUUCAGCGUAUUAGUUCACCCGAACGCUGGGAGUACAAACAGAUGAUAAGUGCCGGUGUGAUUGAUAAAUCGGAGCUACCAGAGUUUGAUGAGGAGACAGGUCUUCUGCCGAGAGACGAUGAAGAAUCCGACGAAGAUAUUGAAAUCGAGCUUGUGGAGGAGGAACCACCUUUUCUCAAGGGUCAUGGUCGCCACGCCAUGGAGUUAUCUCCUGUUAGGAUUGUCAAAAAUCCUGACGGAUCCCUUCAGCAAGCUGCAAUGAUGCGACAGGCUCUACAGAAAGAACGGCGCGAGGAGAAGCAACAAGAACGCCAAAAUCAGUUAAGCACGGAGCGCGCUAGCGCCCACGAGCGCAUGGGCAAAGAGUGGCAAGAUCCCAUGGCUGCUACAAUGGGAAGCAAGCCGGUGGCCCAAGGCAACCGAAUGGCCGAUCAGUUCAAGGACGUGCCUGAGUGGAAGAAGGCGGUUCAUGGUGCUGGAGCCAGAUCAGGCACUAUUGGCAAGAAGAUUGUUCGCUCGAUCCUGGAGCAACGCCAGUCCCUCCCCAUUUAUAAACUUAAAGACGAACUUUUGAAGGCCAUCGAGGAGAACAAAAUCCUCAUUGUGAUUGGUGAGACGGGCAGUGGAAAGACCACCCAGAUCACACAGUACCUCGCGGAAACGGGUUACACAACGACCGGACGCAUCGGCUGCACCCAGCCCAGGCGAGUGGCGGCCAUGUCCGUCGCCAAGCGAGUUUCUGAGGAGUUCGGUUGUCGCCUGGGUCAGGAAGUGGGCUAUACCAUCCGUUUCGAAGACUGCACAACGCCGGAGACGAAAAUCAAGUACAUGACGGAGGGUAUGCUUCUCCGAGAGUGUCUCAUAGAUCCCGAUCUGUGCCAGUACUCUGUUCUCAUGUUAGACGAAGCCCACGAGCGCACUGUCAACACCGACGUGCUCUUCGGCCUGCUCAAGAAGGCCAUUCAAAAGCGAGACGAUUUUAAGCUGAUCGUCACCUCGGCUACUUUAGAUUCGGUGAAGUUCUCGCAGUAUUUCUUCGAGGCGCCUAUAUUCACGAUUCCCGGUCGGGCUUUUCCUGUUGAGAUUUUAUACAGCCUGGAACCUGAAAGCGACUAUCUGGACGCUGCACUCAACACCGUUAUGCAGAUUCACCUCACAGAACCUCCUGGCGAUAUUCUCGUUUUCCUAACCGGCCAAGAGGAAAUUGACUCGGCAUGUGAGAUUCUCUACGACCGAAUGAAAGCCCUGGGCCCCGAUGUACCGGAACUCAUCAUUCUCCCAGUCUACGCCGCCCUUCCUUCGGAAAUGCAGUCGCGUAUUUUCGACCCGGCACCACCGGGCAGCCGAAAGGUGGUGAUUGCCACCAACAUUGCCGAAACCUCGCUCACCAUCGACGGCAUCUUCUACGUCAUUGACCCCGGCUUCGUUAAGCAAAAGGUCUACAGCAGCAAGUCGGGAAUGGACCAGUUAAUAGUGACUCCCAUCUCUCAGGCUCAAGCAAAGCAGCGUGCCGGUCGUGCGGGGAGAACUGGACCGGGUAAAUGUUACCGCCUCUACACGGAGCGAGCGCAGCGCGACGAAAUGCUUUCCACAAACGUCCCCGAGAUCCAACGGACCAACCUUGCCAGCACCGUGCUUCAGCUGAAGGCCAUGGGCAUAAACGACCUCCUUUCAUUCGACUUUAUGGACCCUCCCCCUCUCCAGACUCUUGUGGCUGCCAUGGUGACGUUGCAUGCUCUUUCUGCUCUUGAUGACGAAGGCCUACUCACGCGUUUGGGACGAAGGAUGGCCGAAUUCCCUCUGGAGCCGAUGUUGUCCAAGAUGCUAAUCAUGUCUGUCCAACUAGCGUGUUCAGAGGAAGUCCUUACCAUAGUCUCCAUGCUUUCUGUUCAAAACGUCUUCUAUCGACCAAAGGAAAAGACGGAAUUGGCGGACCAGCGCAAGGCGAAAUUUCAUCAACCCGAGGGCGACCAUCUGACGCUUCUGGCAGUCUACAACGCCUGGAAGAACAACAAGUUCUCCGCCCCGUGGUGCUACGACAACUUUGUCCAGGCCAGGACACUUAAGCGCGCCCAAGAUGUGCGAAAACAACUCCUUGGUAUCAUGGACAGACACAAACUAGCUUUGCUUUCAUGCGGAAAGAAAACGGCUCUUGUCCAAAAAGCAAUCCUCUCAGGUUUCUUCCGUAAUGCGGCUAAAAAGGACCCGCAAGAAGGCUACCGCACUCUUGUUGAUCAGCAGGUUGUGUACAUUCAUCCCUCGUCAUCCCUCUUCAACCGACAGCCCGACUGGGUGGUUUACCAUGAAUUGGUUAUGACCACAAAGGAGUACAUGCGUGAGGUCACCACAAUUGAUCCUCGUUGGCUGGUCGAGUAUGCACCCAAAUUCUUCAAAUUCGGCGACCCGACCAAGCUCUCAAGGGCGAAAAAGUCUAUGCGCAUCGAACCACUGUACAACAAACACGAGGAGAAGGACUCCUGGCGUAUUUCUCGUGUUCCGCGCAAAUUCCACGUCAAAGUUACCUUCUAA